Ruditapes philippinarum (Manila clam) is the source of this 2210-nucleotide messenger RNA. Its product is annotated as bile acid-CoA:amino acid N-acyltransferase-like. Gene Ontology annotation, molecular function: fatty acyl-CoA hydrolase activity. The transcript has 9 exons. Gene Ontology annotation, biological process: fatty acid metabolic process; acyl-CoA metabolic process. NCBI's taxonomy places the organism in Eukaryota, Metazoa, Mollusca, Bivalvia, Venerida, Veneridae. The record is from RefSeq and is a predicted model, not a curated record. Bases 242 to 1618 code for a protein of 458 amino acids.
UUUUGCAUUUAAUUUAGUAUUAUUAUUAAUUAUUAUUAUGAAAGUACAUCACAUAUUCUAAAUAUGAGGAAAUAAAAAGUAAGUGAAAAUUGUAUCCGGUGUACAGACUAUCCGAAUCGCAUAAACACAAAGUGAUAACAGGUCAUAAAAUGGAACGAGUUUUGGUGCACAAAAUUAGACUUGAAUGAGGAUUAUGAAUUGAUGAUUAAAAAUUGGCAGUCAAUAAUGAACUUACACAGAGAUGACUAGUUCUGUUAAUUACACCAUUUGGAAGUCAAUAAGACGUCUUGAAGUCCUAAAUAGGCAUUUUGCGGUAGGCACAAAAGUUUGCUAUUCAAGUGCGGCAAACAAUGUUGCUCCAUAUAUAACUGUUAAACCUUCUAUUGGUAUGGUCGACGAAAAAGUUAACAUACAUAUACGUGGACUGGCCGCUAGACAGGUGGUGACUGUUGUUGCUGAUGUGAUAGAAAAUGGAAUGAAGUUCGAAUCUCGGUGUAUUUACAAGGCUGACAAUAAUGGAGAAAUACAUAAUUUUUCUACAGAAUCCAUUGGUGGUUAUUUUAAAGGAGUUGAACCAAUGGGUCUGUUUUGGAGUCUGAAGUGUUUAGCCGCGCCUAAUCAGUCUGCUCGACUUAUCAAAAAAGACGUCAGUACACCAAUGAAAUUCAACAUAAAAGUUUAUAGUGACGCCCAUGAAGUACCUAUACAGUCUAAUGAUCCUAUAACUGGGACACAAGUUGAAAGGUUAUAUAAAAAGCCCGGGGUGAGAAGAAUACCGUUAACAGGGAAGAUCAAGGGAGCAUUAUUUAUUCCAGAAGGAGACGGCCCUUUCCCCGCGCUGACUGAUAUGUACGGGGGACUUGUGAGUCUUAUAGAAACACGUGCAGCGUUGUUAGCGUCACAUGGUUACGUCACAUUGGCUUUAUCAUAUUUAUACAGUGAAGGACUUCCCAACCAGAUAUAUGAAGUGAAUUUUUCCUAUGUUACGGAUGCAUACGAAUGGUUGAUUGAACAAGAUUUUGUUGAUAAGAACAGACUUGGAGCCGUUGGACUUUGCUUCGGUGGAUUUUUGUCCCUGGCUUUAACAUCCAUUUAUCCACAAAUACGUGCUGUUGUAAACAUCAAUGGAAUUACUAUAUCACCUGAACAUGGUAACAUCGUUGGUCAUUCGGAUGAGUGGCUGGAUAGAACUAAAGUUUACACCACAGAGGAGGGGGUCGUUAUCAAUGACAUAUACCAAUGUGAAAACCCUUGGCCUAUACCAGCAUGGCAGCAUGGCGCAAAAAUUCUAGCUAUAAUUGGCGAGGAUGACAAACAGGUACAUCCGAAAUGGCACAGUUUUUUCUACGAGAAAUGUCCCCCAAAAUUUAAGGAAAAUAUCACGAUGUACAGAUAUCCAGGUGCCGGACAUAUGAUUGAGCCGCCAUUUGCACCUCAUCCAAGAGCCGUUACUCCUGGUCGAAAACGUAUGCAAUCAAUAAACUUUGUUCCAGAAAAGUUUCAUGAUGAAGAUAUGAUGUCAGGAGGAUGGCCGGAGCAGCACGCGCAUGCGCAAGAGGAUUCUUGGGAGAAAAUGUUAUCUUUCUUAGAAGAGAACGUGAAAAAUGUCAGACACUGAGUAGAGCAAAACGUGAAGAAGCAAUAUCCGGUGAAAAUAUCUUGUUUUUGCUCUUUUUUUUUUCGAAAUAUUUGCAAAACUAUAGUGCUGAUAUAUAUAUAACAUAAUCAUAAAAGAAGCAAUCACAAUUCGGACUUUUUCCUAGACUAGCUGAUGACAAAAUCAUAAUGAAGUGAAUGCGUUGAUAAGAGAUGACUAUAAAUAUAGCUGAUUGAACAAGGUGAAACUAUUAGCUUGAAAAUUAUUUGGAUUUGAAAAUGUGCAAUUAAGAACAGAAGAGCAAUUUAGAGUAUUAGCAGUAAUACUGUUAUUGAAUAUACUAUAACAAAAGAAAAUCUGAAAAAUGAAACGGCAUGGCCAUGUCCUUGCUUUUGAAAAUAUUCUCAGAAACAAGUGUGACAUUCAUAAGUGAGCCAUGUUCACAUCGAUACCAUUGAUAUUAAAAUGUACUACAGACCCAAGAAAAUUAUUUUAUGAAGAAAAAAAAAAAACAAAGUUGUGACUUAACAUUUUAGUAAAUGUGGCGGUGCUUACUUUAUAUUCACUUGCCCUGCUUUCCUUUUAUUGUAUUUUAAUCUGUAUUGACAUUGAU